GUGACAUCCUUUCGCAGCUGCAGCAGACGGGGAUGAUGAAUGAUAGCCCGGCGAUGAGCGGUGCGCUAGAGGAUCUCGAGGAGAGCCUCCAUCGUGCCCUCGAGCUCGUCAUGGCCUGCCAGGAGAGGAGCACCAUCCGCCGCCUCAUCGCGGCAGGGCAGCUCUCCAAGCAGCUGCGCCGGGUGAAGGAUGACAUCCUCAACAAACUGAUGCUGGCGUCAUUCGCUAUCAAUGCCCACACCACCAUUGUGUUACUUACCAUUCAGGGUGGUGGCCAUCCUCUGCCGCACCGGCAGCCAGAGGAUACAGGAGUGAUGGAGACAUCAAGUAACAGCCAUUCUACUAAUGAAGCCAGAUCCCUGUUGAAUGACUACACAAACACUGUGCCAGCAGGAAGCAAAGGGCCCUUUCCUCCAUUACUAGGCUUGAGAGAGUUCAAGCUAUCUGAGUUGGAGGCCACUACAAAUAACUUUUCACACAACAACAUCAUUGGCAGAGGUGCCCAUUCUAUUGCCUACAAGGUAUAUGUAUCUGAACAAAUCUAUGGUGACAUUAAUUUUCUCGAAUGUGAAUUACGAUAUUGGACUUCUUAUGAUUUUUUUUACUAUUGUAUGAUUGUAUUGCUAUGCUCAUUCAAUGACGUUUUUAUUGUUGAAUUUUCGUGUGGAGAAUGGGGUUUAUUUAGAAAGAUGCUCAUAAUUUUGCUUAAGAACACAAUACAUGACGACCAAAUUGAGAUAUCUUUGCUCGUUGUUUGGUCUUUAGUUUUUAUGAGCUGACAUUUUAAUUAAAAAAAUGAACAUUCAUGACCACAUGAACUGUUUGCCAUCCUCAUUGUUGGGGUCGAUCUAUAUAUCUCCUAUGAUGGAUGCAAUAUAUAUGCACCAUGUUGAUAAGAUACAAUGUAUAAUUUACUUGUAUAGCAAUCACGUUAUGAUGUCAACCCACACAAAGAUCACGUUGAAUUUGUGGUAGCAUAUAUAUUUCAUCAUCAUUGGAUAGCUGCAGAGACCAGUGUAUGUGGAUAUAGUCAAAUAGGGUGACAACAUAUAUAAUUUCUGGUAUUAUUUUUACUAAUAUGGACCUAUCAUAUGACAUGGUGUUUUAUGCUUCAGGGUGUAUUAAACGAUGGAUACAUGGUUGCCAUCAAGAAAAUUGUAGAGCCAGAUAGAUAUAUUUGGGUACGAAAUUUUGAUAUGCAUGUUCUUGUUUCAAAGCUUCCCCAUGAUAUGAUUAUAUUUUUGCACUACUUAUUGACUGAACUAUAGAUCAUAGCUCAUAACUUGGCUAAUUUCUUUUUUCAUUGAAUCUUCCCCAUGAUAUGAUUAUAUUUUUGCAGGGUCCCGACUUGAUUGGUACUCCCUCUUCCGGAUAAUUGAGGGAGUAGCCCAGGGCAUGCACUGCCUACAUGAGCAAGGCAUUGUCCAUUUGGAUCUGAAACCAAGCAACGUCCUCUUGGAUUCUGAUAUGAAUCCUAAGAUUAUUGAUUUUGGAAUAUCUCAAGUGUUGAACGACAACAAGAGUGAUACCCAUGGUAGUGCUGUACGGGGCACUUGGGGAUAUAUGGCUCCAGAAUACAUGGUAUCAGGUAUUUUAUCAACCAAGAAUGAUGUGUAUGCUUUUGGCAUGACCCUUCUUGAGACUACUAGCAGUAUGCUCAUAUCUAAACCACCUAGAGAACACCCUUUAGAUAAAUGGGCUUGGGAUGCUCGGGAGGAUGGUAGGAUGGAUGAGUUAUUUGUUCCGGAACUGCUUGGUGAUGAGCCUCAGCUAAAGGAGAUCAAGAGGUGCGUGGAGGUAGCACUACUGUGCACUCAGUUUGAUCGAGCAGACCGCCCCCACUUGGAGGAUGUUCUUCAGAUGCUACAUGGACUGAAAGAAAUGCCGACCCCAAAGAAACCAAGUUAUAUGGUGGAUUCUCCUGAUCUACAUGAUGACGACUGGAUUUUUGUGGAGAGGAAUGAUUUACCGUGAACCAACCCAUGAGGGUUGUGAUGUAUAUAUGUUACAAUCAAGGAGAAUUACAGGAAAGAAUCUCAGAAUUACAAUCAUGAUUACAAUCACGGGAUUGCUAAUCAAUCCAAUCAAUUAGCUAUCUCUAUUGCCAUA
Panicum virgatum (switchgrass) is the source of this 2109-nucleotide messenger RNA. RefSeq lists its product as uncharacterized. The coding region runs from base 33 to 779 and encodes 248 amino acids. Gene Ontology annotation, molecular function: ATP binding. NCBI's taxonomy places the organism in Eukaryota, Viridiplantae, Streptophyta, Magnoliopsida, Poales, Poaceae. Gene Ontology annotation, biological process: cell surface receptor signaling pathway. The record is from RefSeq and is a predicted model, not a curated record. The transcript is spliced from 6 exons.